Cuscuta europaea is the source of this 746-nucleotide messenger RNA. The record is from the annotation of a GenBank genome assembly. NCBI's taxonomy places the organism in Eukaryota, Viridiplantae, Streptophyta, Magnoliopsida, Solanales, Convolvulaceae.
UUUUUUUUUAAUUUUUUAUAUAUGCAAUAUGAUAUGUAUCGGAGGAGGAUGAUAUGUAGAGGGGGUGAAGAACAUAGAGUCAGAGACCAGAAUCGAAGAAAAAGAAGGGAAUCAUGGAUUCUUAUAUGUGGCACAAAAUUGCUGCAAUAUCUGGUGUAGCUGCUCUUGGAUUGGGCACUUAUGGUGCCCACGGAUUCAAGCCCAAGAACCCUACAUACAAAGAGGUUUGGCACACUGCAUCACUAUAUCACUUGGUUCACACAGCAGCUCUUGUUGCUUCUCCUAUUACCAAACGACCCCACAUUUUUGGAGGGCUUUUGACAGCCGGUAUUGUUGCAUUUUCUGGGUCAUGUUACACAGUUGCAUAUCUUGAAGACAGAAAGUAUUCUAAGGUAGCACCAUUUGGUGGUUUUGCAUUUAUUGCUGCCUGGGCCAGUCUGUUGUUUUAGAAUCUCUUUUCUGUUCUUUUCCCAUGUAACACUAACACUAGAGUGACUUUGAUGCAGCCUUCAUAUUACUACGUAUGUAAAAUAAAAUUGAAAUUCCUAAGCCAUUCCACCCAAAGGGUGUAUUGCAUACUUGCCUUUGAAUCUGACUUUGUUGAACAUUUUGUAACCAAUGGCCAAAAGUUUGAAUUCAUGGUGCAGUACGGCAGUUUGCCACUGUAAUGGAUGCCACUUUCAAUUUGCUCAAGUUCUCAUUGUAAAUUAACAGACUCGAUAAAGAUUACAAACCUUGUAACUGAA